AUGUGGCUGGUGUUAAACAAUUCAGGGAUGAGGAAAGAGGAACAAGGGUUGAAGCGUGCUGAAAAAAGUAACGAAAUUGGAAAUCAGCGUGAAAUUGGUCGCGGUCGUGAUCAGCAGCAAGAUUUGCUUAAAGAUGAAGGUGUAUUCGACGAGGAGUUCUGGAUUAAGGUAUCAAAAAUGAACAUUGAAAUGCUCGUUACACGAUGAGGGCUGUGAAUUUAUUUUGAAGCUCUAUAGAGCAAUUUGUUCGCGACAUAGUUACAGUGUAUUCCUUGAUUGACCUAGGUUCAUCAAAAGCAGAAGAAAGGGAUAUCUUGGAACAGAGCUAUGGAUGAACUGCGUGUCGAGAGACUGAUUAAACAGUUCCUGGACGGUGGAGAAAUGGACAGUGAGGACCCAGCUUUAGUGAUGUUAAAACAGUGGCCAGCAAGUAAACAAAACAGAGAUAAUCCAGAUAAAAAUCGUGGACUUGAGCAACUGGUAAGUUGAUUUGUAUGUAAGCGUGAGCUUAGGUUAAAAGGUUUUUAUAUUCAUGUCAUGUAUUUGGCCAGGUGAGUAAGAUAAUUUAGCUCAAACAUAUCAUAUCUGAUAGUGUUAAUAAUGAUGUGUUUUGCAGAUAAAUCGGUGGCUGGAGAUUCUUUUAGAAAGUGAACUAAACUCUGAGAACAGAUACGAGGAGUUCCGAGAUGAAGAUGACGAAGCAAAAAAAACACUGAUGCACUAUGCAGCUGAACUUGGCUUUCUGCAUGUCACCAAAACACUUGCGAGGAAAUGUCCUCUGAUGCUUACCAUGAUGACGGAAGAUCAACUUAAACCUGUGGAAAAAAGAGCCAUGCUGCCAGUGGAAUUGGCAAUAGAGGCAGAGAAAGAUGAUGUGGCAGCAUUUUUGAUUAGAGUCAUGGAGCAUCAAAGGUACUAUUUAGAUCAGCUGAAGUGAAAUUCUUAAAGUUAGAAUUUAAGACACUAGGGAAAUAUGGCCUUAAGAAAAUGAAUAUCUUUUUCAUGAAAAUGCUGAAAUGAAGGCUACAGAGUUAAACUUGAUGAAUAGUUACAUUUCUUUUUUGAAAUUGAUAAGUAGACUAUGCAAGCUUACUGUGAGUGGUCUGAAAAUAAUUUAAACACAUUGGAUAAUGAUACAAACCUAGCUUUGAAAUGAUGAUCCAUUUCCACCUUCAUUGUUAGAGUGCACAGUUUAUUUUUCUGGACAUCAGGCAAUAUGACAAAUCCUGAACCAUCCUUCUUUGGCUUCAAAGCAAUUAUUGAGAAUCCAAAAAUGAAGGUGAGAUGUUUUAAUAUUUUACAAAAUUUAAAACAGACCAGAGUCUCUUAGUAAGCAAAUUUUUUUGCCAUAAAGUAAAUAACUUGAUGGUUCACUGGCCAAUGAUUCUGAAACUAAUAGUAGAUGUCAUGUAAGUAACAUUUUUAAACUUAUUUUUAACAAAUCCUUUUAAAUUUGUAGCAAGAUGGUUAUGUUAGAUUUGUUUUUGAUGAAACUCAUGUAAUGAUUUGUGUUUUUUACAGAAAACUGUAGUGGCCGUAUUAGACCAGAUGGUGAAUCCUCAUUGGCCAUAUCUUCCAAAACGACAAGAAAACUAUGAAACUGGAGAAGAGAGAGAGGCAAUUGAAGGAGUCUGGAACACCAUUCAGGAUGAUCCAUUAAACUAUCAUUUUUAUUAUCAUAUUUUGGAUGGAGAUGAGGGAGGACGACCCCCAAAGAUUAUGACUUCAGAUGGACACAAGCAGAUAGAAAACCAAUAUUUUAACUGGAAAGACAAGUCUUGUUUGCUUGCCAUUGCAAUGAGCAGCAACAAAGUAAGAUGCAGAUCUAAGGAUUAUCACAUUUUAACAAAAUUCAUUGGUGAAAUAUGUAAUGUCUAGCUCUGUUAAUCAAAAAGAUAUCCAGGAAAAAUAAACACAUUUCAUACAUGAAUGACACAUAUUCUGCUGGAGUUUGAGUUUUAGAUCACUCUCCCCUGAAAGUUUGGACAGAAAUCAGUUCAUGAUUUUUAUUUUCAGGAAGCUUUGCAGCAUCCUGUGGUCAGAAUGUUGGUUAAAACAAAAUGGAAAAGUUAUGGACACUUGCUCCUUAGGUAAAUAAGUUGUUUUUGCAGGUUCCAUACUGUAAAUUUUAGAAAUAGUUAUAUCAUACUUAUUGACAUAGGUGUUUAAUUAUGCAUUGAUCAAACUUAAGUACCAGAAAAAAUUCAUUUUUGCCACUACACACAUAAUCAGCCAGUGAAAGCACUUCCAUGGAGUAUGGUGCAGCCUUAUUGUAGUGUUCCUUGGAACAUUGUGAAUGCAUGUAUCAAUGUCCAAUUUAACCAUUUGAUUUCUCAAAGGUUUGUUACAAAAAUAUUAGACAUUUAUAGGUUACCAAGCACUUAAUUUUUAAUUUCACAGCUUUAUUUGAAUUUUCUAGUCCUGUGCCAUUUCUCCAUGUCACUUCUGCACAAUUAAAUAUUAUUGCUUUUCUUUUCUGUAGCCUUCAAGCAGCAUUGUUUUGUAUCUUCUUGCUGUGCAUGUCGUAUUCUCUGCUGCAUGCCUCUACCAAACUGGACCCCACCCAUUACAGUGGUGCGCUGGACUCACUGCGUGGAUUUUGUGAGGUUGUCACUAUACUUAUGGUCGUGUUUUACAUCUGUGAGGAAAUAAAUCAAAUAAGAAUGUAA
Molecule: messenger RNA, 2669 nt
Organism: Pocillopora meandrina
Lineage: Eukaryota; Metazoa; Cnidaria; Anthozoa; Scleractinia; Pocilloporidae
Source: the annotation of a GenBank genome assembly